AUGUCGGCAGAUUACUGGUCGUCGACCCAACGAACAAACUGGCAGGUCACGCGAGAACAGCUAGUUGAGAACCGCCGGCGGCUCGCUCUUCUUGAAAAGAAAAUGAUCCAAAGUGGGCUCAUCAAAGACUACCCGCACAUAAAUUGCGAUGUGAAUAUGAAGAUCUACUUGCACAACUUGAUUGUGAAGCUCGGCCGGCGCUUGAACGUGCGGCAGGUUGCACUUUCCAGCUCGGAAAUAUACCUUUCCCGAUUUCUCACCCGAGUGUCCAUUAAGGAAGUGAACGUGUAUCUUUUGGUGACGACGUGUCUCUACGUUGCGUGUAAGAUGGAAGAAUGCCCUCAACACAUCCGGCUCAUUGUGUCCGAAGCUCGCAACCUUUGGCCCGAGUAUAUCCCGCAAGACGUGAGCAAAUUGGCCGAGUUCGAGUUCUACCUCAUCGAAGAAAUGGACAUGUACUUGGUGCUCCACCAUCCAUAUCGGUCGCUUUUGCAAGUGCGGGACUUUCUCCGCGAGAACGCCAGCGUGUACGGCUUUACGCUUUCCAAUGUCGAGCUACAGCACUCCUGGUCACUCAUAAACGACAGCUACAUCACAGACCUACAUUUGAUAUUCCCUCCCCACAUUAUAGCCAUGGCCGCCAUCUACAUCACCAUCAUUUUGGAGAAACGUCUCAACUCAAUACGGGCACAAGGAUCGCUGGGUAUAGACGCGGAGGGGAAGCAGGGCUCCAUGCAUAUCGAAGAUCUCAUGAGUUUGACCGCCACGAACAGAGAAUCGGAUAUGGGGCUACAGCCGGGAGACAACCUCGAGAGUCAGAGACUGGACGAGGACACACUCAAAAUCGAAAGGUUCAUGAAUUUUUUCAAUCACUCACAUGUCAACCUCGACGAGGUCGUGGAGGCAAUGCAAGAGAUGAUUGGCUUGUACUUUGCAUGGAACAACUACAACGAGAGUCUGGUGCGAAAGGCGUUGCAGUACAUGUUGUUGAGUCGAUAA
Molecule: messenger RNA, 999 nt
Organism: Metschnikowia bicuspidata var. bicuspidata NRRL YB-4993
Lineage: Eukaryota; Fungi; Ascomycota; Pichiomycetes; Serinales; Metschnikowiaceae
Gene: SSN8
Product: cyclin-dependent protein serine/threonine kinase regulator
Exons: 1
Coding region: 1-999 (332 amino acids)
Biological process (GO): positive regulation of transcription by RNA polymerase II
Cellular component (GO): mediator complex; nucleus
Molecular function (GO): cyclin-dependent protein serine/threonine kinase regulator activity
Source: RefSeq, a predicted model, not a curated record